Babjeviella inositovora NRRL Y-12698 is the source of this 2360-nucleotide messenger RNA. It is a transcript of the gene HAP43, whose product is annotated as Hap43p. The transcript has a single exon. Gene Ontology annotation, cellular component: RNA polymerase II transcription regulator complex; nucleus. Gene Ontology annotation, molecular function: transcription cis-regulatory region binding; DNA-binding transcription activator activity, RNA polymerase II-specific. The record is from RefSeq and is a predicted model, not a curated record. Lineage: Eukaryota; Fungi; Ascomycota; Pichiomycetes; Serinales. The coding region runs from base 68 to 1897 and encodes 609 amino acids.
GACUAAUUUUCAUAACAAAUACCCUACUAGGUCACCAGAUAGACACACCGCCCCCAUUACCCUACAUAUGUCUUCCCGCGUGCUAGCGAGCCUCCCUGAGGGCAAAAAGGCCCCCGCUCCUGACAGAAAAGCACCUGAGAGAAAAAUGCCGGUGGCGAUAUCCAGCUCCCCUGGCACUGAAGCCAGAACGCCGUCGGCCGCACCGUCACCCACGAUAGCCAUGAAAAGACCCAUCAGCAUUGCGGAGAACUCGCCUGGAAUCACCAGGAUCGUCACAUCCAAAGAAUGGGUGCUCCCCGCGAGACCCAAACCCGGCCGAAAGCCGUCGGUCGACACACCUGUGACGAAGCGCAAGGCGCAGAACCGCGCGGCACAGCGCGCGUUCCGGGAGCGACGUGCGACACGCGUCCAGGAGCUUGAGGAGAAGCUUGCUGAGUUUGAGAAAGACCGUGAGCUCAAGGAGUUAGGCUACGUCAAUACAAUCCAGCGCCUUAAGCUGGAAAAUGCCAGCUUGAACCGUGGGAUGGAAGAGCUCAGACGCCAAAUCGGACACUACAAGGGCCCACAGGGCCAACCGUAUGUUAACCCCAUGUCUUCAUCGUUUGCAGCCUACCAGGCCACUUCUGACACAAUUAGUUCCAUUUUGAACGGGAACAAAUCGCCCGCUUCCAACUCCUCCAUCUACUCCAGCUACCAGCAGAUCUCACCGGCACCAUCUUCUGACGCCCCUUCACCGACGUCAGUGUAUGUGACUCCGCCCGCGAACCUCCUUAAUCUCUCCCAGGUGGAUGAUGACUGUGGGGCGUGUGUCAAAGAUGAUUGUGUGUGUGAGACGAUUGGAAUCAAAAAGCGAUCCACCGAAGACGACUUCCUUGACAUUACCAAGCCAAGGAAGCGGAAGCUAGAGACGGAGGUUGAUUUCACUGCCCAGUUCAGCACCAAGAAAACCGAAAAGUCAUCGAACAAUACGCUCAUGGCGAGUUUCCACGGUGAAGCCAAAAGCAACUCCAGCUUUGACAUGGAUUGCGGUUUCUGUUCCGAUGACACCCCGUGUGUGUGUCGCGAGGCGGCGAAGGAGGCUCUCCAGAUUAACAGGUCGUUGUCUGAGUGCAAGAAGCAAAAGACGGAGAUGGCUUUACCUCCGCUCAAGGUGAACAACAACACAAAAAUAGAGCUCAAGCGGAAAAGCUCGUUGGUGCACUUGCCGGUGUUGCACCCAGGGCCGUCAGUGGAGUUUAACGCUGGGAGUAUGGAUGCGAGUGUGGCUAAGGCUGCAGUUGCGGAAGGCCUGGCAGCUGCGUCAGAUAGCACUCCCCUUAAAGCGGUUAGCAUCCCCCUUAAGGUGGCUAGCGUGCCACUCAAGGCAGUAUCCUUGAGGCUGAACGAAGGAGAGAUUGAAAUCACCUCCAGCAAGCCGACUCUCCAGGACAAGCAGUCCAAGCUUGCGGCUUUCAUACAGAGAAAACCCUCAGCAAAGAAGGAAGGUUGCACCGGCGACCCCGGCACUUGCUCUUUGUGUCAGAUCGACCCAAUGUCGACGUUGUUUUGUACAACCAUUGCCACCAAAAACUCUUCCACCCGAACGCCCACCGCGCCUGUUCCAAAGCCCACGGAAGAUGCCAAGAUUGGCCUCACCGAGAUUCUCAACGUGGCACCACGGCCAAACAUUGCCCGAAACACCUCCGCGCCGCUGCUCCCAGCCUUAAAUGGGGCUGCCCCCGCAAGUGGAGUCUUCAUCCCCGUACCGGACGCCUACAGAACAUUGUCGCGCCACGAAAACUUUGACAAGAUGGAUUUCAACUACAUGGUGGGCAAAUUAACCACAAAGGGUAUGAGUGUGGAUGUCGGCAGUGUGGCCAACUUGUUGCGCGAGCUUGAUAGAAGGUUAUACAAUUAGAUUUGGGUAGCUGAGCUAGAAUAUGGACUAGUUUGAGGAUUUUUCGUUGAAUUUAGGAGCUAAGAAUGUAGGGCUAGGAGGGGAAACUAAAGGAGCUUGACGCUGGACUGGAGAUGUGACAGAAAAUCAGGUUGAGUCUGAUGUAUAUGUUGAUCCUCGAGAUCUGUUAACUUAGUCAUACAGGUGCUUCUGAACGCUUCGCUGCUUCGAGAGGGAGGUCACUAUGUAAUUAAUGUUUUUAUUUCCUCUUAUCACCACUUUCCGUUGAAAUAAGACGUAUCUUUUAUUAAACCCAUAUUAAAUUCGCUGCCUUCCCUUGAGGUUUUCAAUAACCAGCCUUGCUAGUUCAAUCGAUAGAGCGUGUGGUUAGCAGUAUGCAAUCGCAUGGUUCUGGGCUAGAUUCCCAGUCUCGCUUUUCCUUUUCAUUAUCGGUUUUUUUUUGUUUAAGUACCGGCUAUCUGUU